This is a messenger RNA of Monascus purpureus, 2044 nucleotides long. NCBI's taxonomy places the organism in Eukaryota, Fungi, Ascomycota, Eurotiomycetes, Eurotiales, Aspergillaceae. The record is from the annotation of a GenBank genome assembly.
UAUUUGCUUUCGACACCCUUCGGGUCAUUCUGUCCUCUCCAUAUAUAUACACGAAACGAGACCCUAAGAAACAGGCCAACUCCUCAUAGACAAGAAAAUAGAAAUGCACAAAUACAGAUCCUCCUUUGGAACAAUCCUUUCAAAGCAACCCAGGAAGUUGAGAAGGCCGCAUCAAUUGUGGAGUCUAUCAUCCCUCUUCCUAUCAGCGCAUUCAACAUGCCAAAAACGAGGUCUGUUGACUCAGAGUUACACCCGGGGGCCGUCAGAGGGGAAUUGAACAUGUAUCCAGCCCCCACUCAUUGAAUCCACUGUCGGAGAGCACUUUGCCCACAUUGUCCAGCAAUACGGCGAUAGGACAGCUGUCGUCUCCACGCAUCAGAAUCAAAGGCUCACAUACGCCUUGCUAGACGCCAGGAGCAACGCGCUGGCAAGAGGGCUGGAGUCUGUGGGGGUCCACAAGGAAGAUAGAGUGGGAGUUAUGCUUGGGAAUUCUAUUGAAUAUGCAAUUUUGACCUACGCAUUGUUCAAACUGGGGGCUAUACUCGUCCCCCUUAACCCGUCCUUUAACGCAACUCAAGUCGCCGCGGGCCUCAGCCAUCUAGGAGCCAGCCAUCUCAUUCUGAGCGCCGAAUCAAACCUCCCACGAAAAGCCCCCAGAAGCAAUAUCACCCUCCUUAGUCACCUUGUACAGGAUCUGUCAGGAUCGAAACUAGAAUCCGAAGUUGUACCGACGCUGAGGAGUAUAAUCCUCGUUGAUAACUCGCAAGGCCGCGUCAACACCGAUUCAUUCAGAACCCUAACGCCGUACUCAUCCAUCAUAUCCGAACAUGACCAUUCCGAAGACACUCGCCCACUGCCCCCGAGAAACCUCUCGCCAGACGAAAUCGUAAACAUCCAAUUCACAUCCGGCACAACAGCCAUGCCGAAAGCAGCCUGUCUCAGCCACCGUUCCAUCCUCAACAACGGCGCCCAGAUAGGUGACCGCAUGCAUCUCACACCAGAGGACAUCAUCUGCUGUCCUCCGCCGCUCUUCCACUGCUUCGGUUGUAUCCUGGGGUACAUGGCGACAGCGACUCACGGCUCAUCAAUUGUGUUUCCAUCGGAGUCAUUCAACGCCAUCGCAGCAUUGAAAGCCGUCCAGGAGGAGAAAUGCACCGCCCUCUACGGCGUGCCCACCAUGUUUAUCGAAGAGCUCAACUUACUCCAGAACGGCGAUGUAUCGAAUGAUGGAUUCCAGUAUCUCCGUACCGGCAUCGCGGCGGGGAGUAGUAUCCCAGCGGAGCUGAUGAAGAAACUGCAUCAUACACUCAACCUGACGGAAUUGACUAUCUGCUACGGUAUGACAGAGACUAGCCCCGUGUCCGCUAUGACGACGACGGAUGACCCGAUGGAUAAACGGGUCAACACAGUUGGACGGCUCAUGCCGCAUGUUGAGGCUAAGAUUGUCAAUCCGCAUAAACGCAGUGAAAUCUUACCGGUCAACACACCGGGAGAGCUGGCUGUUACGGGAUACUUGCUUAUGAAGAGCUACUGGGACGAUCCUGAAAGGACAGCGGAGGUGAUGCUAGCAGAUGAAGAUGGGAAGAUCUGGAUGCAUACAGGCGACGAAGCCUCCAUGUCCCCAGACGGCUACAUCUCGAUAACCGGUCGAAUCAAAGACCUCAUCAUCCGGGGCGGCGAGAAUAUCCAUCCCCUGGAGAUCGAGAAUUGCCUCCUAUCCCACCCAGAGGUAUCAGAAGUAUCCGUUGUCGGUGUCCCAGAUGAACGAUACGGUGAAGCCGUCGCUGCUUUCGUGGUGCCCCUUGACGCUGCGCUGCAUCAUGGAGGAGAGGAGGGAAAACACAGAACCGCAAUCACGGCACAGCAAAUCAGGGAAUGGGUGAGGGAGAAAUUGAGCAAUCAUCUUGUCCCCAAAUACGUUUUCUUCCUUUCAGAUUCGAGCUUAUUUCCCAAGACUGCAAGUGGAAAGAUUCAAAAAUUCAAGCUAGAGAAGACGGCAAUUAAACUACUCAAAGAUGGUAGCGAUCCUCUAUCCAUUCCGUGA